UGGUUCCUCCUGCUGCACAGCUGGAAUCCCACAGCCACAGCUCACUGUGGAGUGUCCUCACGCCUGUCUCCAGCAUCCUCCAGACUAAACAAACCCGUUUCCUUCCAGCUGUCCUUGCAGGUCAUGUUUUUCCUACACCUCUGCUCAUUUUCUCCAGCUCCUCCCAGGACUGGACAGUGUUCACCCAACAUCCAGGAGAACUAUUUCCCAUGUCUGGCACUCAGCACUCCUGUUUACACAUUCCAUAGGGUGUUUUGCUUUUUGUUGUUGUAACAAUCUGACUCUUUUUGACUCAUUUAUGUUUCACCCCAACCCCCAGUUUUCCUUCUGAGAGCCCUUGGGAAUUGCAGCAGGUUUAGGACAGAGCUGCUCCCUCUGCCAAGGCUGAAGCACUGAACUCUGGCUCCCAGUCCUGUUCCCAAACUAAACUCUAGGCUUUUCUCUGGAGUAUCCAGAAGCUGGUGAGCUGGGAGGUGGGCAACAAGGGAGUGAGCAUCCCACAGACCUGCAGCCUCAUUCCUGGAAACAAAAUCCUUCUCCAGGUAUGACCCCCUGAAAGAGUGAGGUGAGGAUCUGCAGCAACAGCUGCCUGUGUGCGUGGAAGAGGUUUGGGAGUUCCUUGGAGCAUUCCAAGAGCUGUGGAGUGGAGGCUGGCUGUGAGUCCCAGCCCUGGGCAGGAGCGGGGAUGGUGCCAGCUCCUGAGACAAGGCAGGCCCAGCACUCCAUGAGGGAGCUGGGAACAGCUGGCAGUGAGGAGAGUGAGAUGUUGGAUCUGGCUCGGGCUCGCCUCUGGAGAGCUGGAGGGAAAAGCAACACGGCUUCCAGCUGUGGGAAGCAAUAGCAAAGCCAUGAGGCCAGACAUCAGGAAACAGCCUUCACUGUGGGGUGCUGUAGCCAAGGAGGAUGAAAUGGAUCAUCUCAUCAAACUGCUCUUCCAUGGGACACGAAGAUGAUUUUACAUAAGAAUUUCCCUGAUCUUGGUGUGAAGACAUUCAGCUUUACAGUGGGUUUAGUUUGUGCUGUUUUCUGUAAUCCCUGGAUACCAGUGAGCCAGAGCUCUCCUGCUGCCACUGGCACUGUGUCAGUCCAGAAAGCCACUUGAUACCUUCAGUGUCUCAGGGGCACCACUCCAAGGACUUGCUCUGAGAAGGUGACACUCUCUUGCUUCCUCUCCUUCCUGGCAUUGUCCAGAAAACCAUCUUUAUGCUCCUCCUACAUGGCAGUUGUUCUUUCCAGGUAGGGGAAGGGCCGACUCCUCCACAGCUCUUCCUCCUGAAACAUCCUCCCAAGGCACUUUUCAUUAUUAUCUCUCCCUUUUUACGUUCCUCCAGAAGAAUCUCAUUCCUUCCCUGGGGGGCAAAUUCUUUUCUGUUCCUCUUUUUUUCCCCCCUUUGUAAGUCUUAAAUCUGAAGGCAAAACACGUGAACCAGAGUAGACCAGCAAGGAGACCUCCCAAGCUGUGCAGAACCCUGUUAAUUUAGUUAAAUUAAUUAGGAGAUCUGUCGAUACAGAACCUUUCCUCUGCAAAUACUCUGUUCUCUUCCAUCCAUAAACAUGCAGGAAGCUUCCUGUGCUGUGUUUCCAUGACUAACACUGUGAUUUGAAAGUGCUUAAAAGUAUUGAUUUGAGUUUUGUCAGGGAUUGAACCUCAACACCUCGGCUCCAGGAAAACAUCUCAAAUCACAAGAAGCUUCUGUCACAGACAAGCUUCCCACACAUAAUUCCCAAAUCUUAACCACUCCCGGAGUCAGCGACGUCAGCUCUAAGAAUGGCAAUAACGAGUGGCAGAGGAGGGAACUGACUUGGGAUUUUUAUAGCAAACAGCAGAUUUUGGGUUUGCUUGACAACCAGCCGGUGCUCAGCCCCACUGAGCAGUUUGGAUCCGGGCUCUGAACUCAGUGUUUCUGUUCCAGGGGCUCCCGUCAGCCACGAGAGUCAGGAUGAACGUGGGAACGGCGCACAGCGAGGUGAACCCCAACACGCGGGUCAUGAACAGCCGCGGCAUCUGGCUGUCCUACGUGCUGGGCAUCGGGCUGCUGCACGUCGUGCUCCUGAGCAUCCCCUUCUUCAGCGUCCCCGUGGUCUGGACUCUCACCAACAUCAUCCACAACCUGAGCAUGUACAUCUUCCUGCACACCGUGAAGGGAACCCCCUUCGAGACCCCGGACCAGGGCAAGGCCCGGCUGCUCACGCACUGGGAGCAGAUGGAUUAUGGAGUCCAGUUCACCGCGUCCCGCAAGUUCCUCACCAUCAUGCCCAUCGUCCUGUAUUUUCUAACCAGCUUUUACACCAAGUACGACCGGAUACACUUCAUCAUCAACACCAUCUCCCUGAUGAGCGUCCUGAUCCCCAAACUGCCUCAGUUCCACGGAGUCCGGAUCUUUGGGAUCAACAAGUACUGAGUGGCGUGGCCGGAGCGGAUGGCGGAGGAGCGGGGCCAAGGGGGGAUCCCUUCUCUCCAGCCCCGUUUCCUCCCCCACGCAGACUGGGAUGUGGUUUCGCAGCGGCUGUUUAAAUGCAGAUCCCAACAGAUACAUUCCGCAUGCUGGAUCCUCGUGCCCAAUGAAUCCAAACCAACUCCAGAGUAGAGUUUAGUGCGGAGCAGGACACGCGACACCGGAUUUCUCUUGUCCCAGGGUGAUCAAUAGAUGGAAAACCACUGAGACUUUGAGGUACAACAAGGAUGAAUUCUGGGAAGAGUCUCAUCUGUUCCAGACAUGGAAUGACGAGGAUAGGGAUGAGGGGAAAAGCUUUUAGUGCUGGUACUAUUGCUGUGGUAAAUGCACUUUAAAAUAUGUUUUCCCUUCCUGAAGCUGGGUGCUUUGAGCAGAACGUGAGGGAAAUCCAAAGGGAUACAGCCAGACUUUCCCAGGACUGGAUUGUUUUAGGGUCUGAUUUCCAGUUUUAGGUGGGAAGUGGGAGGGGGAAGUGAAUGACAGAUUUUUAUUUUGCAAUUGUUGACACCACUGAGAAGGGAAGUGUUUUUCCUAAAAACAGCACAGGAAGGAAUGACCUGCAGUUUGACAAAGCUUUUGGUUUCCUACAGCCUAAAUCAUGCUUGUUAUUUUCAGUUUAUACCCAAAUCUACCCAGGUAACUCCUCUCCCCACCCCAAACUGCUGUUUUUAAGUUCACAAGGGCUCAGUGGGCAUUUGGAUCAAGGGCUAGGGGCAGGUGAUUUAAUGACUGAUAAAAAUGGAGCUCCUUAGAACAUGGACAUGGACAGAUGUGGGAAAGGCUGACAAUGGGCAGGUACAGGAGGAGGGCUGAUUGCUCUAAUCAAGCAUGCAGCUAUCCUUGACUUGGAAUUUUUCUCCUCACUUCAGCUCCUUGGUUAGUUUAAGUGCAUGUGACUGGGAUUUGCCAGUUCUCCAUGGACUCAAGGGUUGGAUUUCUGGCUUACCUGGAAAUCUGUCCCUCAGCUCCAUGCCCAAGGGCUGUGUGAGCAGCAGCACCAGCAGCAGAUGAAUUGACCAGCAGAAGGAGUCAAUUAGUCACAGAUAAUAGAUCUUUUCACAGAGGAACAAAAUCAAGCCUUUUUCCUCUAAAAUUAAUACCUAAAUAAAGCAGGCUUAGGUUUUCUGGCUGAGACAGAUUUUACUGUUUUACUGAAAAUCAGAAUGACCUGAUUUUCCUUUGGGUUGUGUCCCAGAUGAAAUGGGUUUUCCUUCACUCUUCCCCUGUAACCCCAUGAAAACCUGUAUUUUUGUUGUCUUAGUGCUUAUAUUAUCUCACCUUUUUUGACAAUGGUAUAAAUCUUUUAAAUCUUUUAAAUUUUUAAAUUUUUUUUUUGUCCCUGCAGUAGCAAAUCCAGCUUUAGAGGCCGUGGUGGAGAGUGUUGAGGUUUUGGAUGGUCUGAGCAUGGACAUGAAAGGGGGAAAUUCAGAUCUGUUACUACUCCAUGCAUAAUUUUAGACAAGUUGCUUCACUUCUCUCUCAGACUUCCUAUGGGACUGCUACAGGGAAGGGAAAAUAUGGAGUGUACCUCAGAGGGCUGCUGGAAUGCAGGAAGAAUCAUUCCCUAAUGUGUUUGAAAAUUGGAAAUCCAAAUGAAAAGGAAGUUUUCAAGCAGGUAGAAGAAGAAGAGAGUCUGGCUGGAGACACCAGGGUAUUGAGAGAUGUGCAAUUUCCUUGACGGGCAGUUUAAACCUUCAAACCUAGGAUAGAAGAGCUGCUGCUUUAGCUGAGGUACUCUCUACCCUAAUCGGCUCUUUAAGCUACUAGACAAUGAUAAUUGUGAUAAAAAUAGAGAUAUUUCAUCAAUCAGCUGAGAAAUGACACGGACAUAAGCAGUAUUCUUGUGGGAGAGGCUGCUCCAAGGAGGGGCAGGUCCUGGCAGGGCAGCUGAGGCUGGACCUGAAAUGCUGACUGUGAUGCUGAACAGACCUGAGUGUCUGCCCAGACACCACUUCCAUCUCAAGGGGAAACAAAAGAAAAUUAAUUAUUGUCAUAGAAAACAUGGGGAAAAACGUCUUUUUUUGCAACAGAAACGGCCUCUAGAUGCUUUCAAACAUGACUCCUCACAGACAGACAUAUGCUGGAUAUUUCUAAGCAUAUGCACAUCACAGAUCUGUAAAUUUAGAAUAAUUAUCAAUUGAAAGGAUUGACUUUUUUUAUGAGAUACAGCAAUUCCCAGAGUCUCCUUGAAGGCAUUAACACAGCUGUGGGUUUGAAUAUUUGUGUGCUCACUGACACUAUGGACAUCUGACCCUGUUUGCUUAAAUUAAAGAUCAACUGGGAUGCAGAAUGGGAUUACAAACUUCACAAAUAAGCAGGUUCUAAAGCCUAAAGCCCCAAACUUGUAAAUAAGACUCUGCCUAGCAACAAAAGUAAACAACAUUUGAUUUCUCUCCUUCACACAAAUGAUCAAAACAGGCAAUGCCAGUCAUGUGACACUCAUUACAACACAGGUGUGGCAUUUUUCCAUGGAAUAACCGAGAUUAACCUGGGCUCAAUUAAUCCAAUCAAGGGAAACAUAAAUGGAAAUAGAAGAAAUAUGAAAAGAAGUGAGAUUUCAUGUUCUGUUGUGGUGAGUUAAGCAUCUAUAUAUGAUUAAUAAGUAUUUGAACAAUUACACAUCAGGUAGCAUCUUCCUUAAGAUCCCAACUUAAGGAUAGGUGUCAGGAUCAAUCAAAAAUAAAAAGCAGGAAGUUAAUUGUAAUUAAACCACCAUUCUUUUGUGUACCUGAGGCAGUCUGAAGUGAAAGGACAGCAUGAGCAGGCUGAGGGUUGGUCAGACAUGUCCUGGCAGGGGAUGGAUCGGGGUGAAGCCACAUUGUGGGAGGAGAAACAAAGCGUGAGCAGAACUCCCCAGGUGCCUGCAUGGAGGAGAUAACUGAUUGUUACUGAUUUUAAAUGGGAUUCUGAUUGUUACUGAUUUUAAUGGGAUUCUGAUCACAUCACACUUGACAGAUUUCCUCUACACUUGCCCUGUAUCAUGUUCAGGACAAGUUUCUACCUGGAGAGAUCAUAUCUCCUGUGAUGGAGAAACAAUCUGUGGCAAGAAGGUAUUUGAAGCUUUUCUGUUUUGUUCUGCAAUGAAAGAGAAAAGCUUUUGAAAGGCUGGAAUCCUUCUCAGGAACUGGCAGCAGCUUGUCCCAUCCUGUACUUAGCAAAGCCUCCUCAGCCACUGUCAGCACCACGCACGUUUCCAUGGGGUACAGCAGCCCCUGCUCCAGGACACUCAGAAAACCAGCAAGUCCUCCCAGCCUGAUGCUCCUGAAUCAGGGAUCCUGACCUGGGAGUCCUUUCAGAGCUACCAGGCUGGCAAAUAGUCCAAACUUUUGUAGGAAAAAGCCUCUAGAAUAAACUAAAUGGAGGGCUACUUAUUCUCGAGUACUUUUAUGUUUGAAUUACUGUUCAGUUUUGGGUUGUUUUUAGCUCGGUACUGGCCCUCAAGGAGGGGACAGCAGUGGGUUAACACAUUAAUAUUUCUCCUUGUGACUUAUGUUGCUUUAUCAUUGCCUAGAAUAUCUUUAAGCAUGCGAGUGUUGGUGUGUCCAUACCCUCCUUGGAUCAGUUAAAUCAGCUGAAUUAGUUGGGAGGGUUUUUUAAAGGAAUGUUCUGUACAAAGUUUUAGGGUUUUUUUUCCCAUAGCCUUCUUUUUGCUGUGGAUACAGAAGUCUCAUGUAGAGAACUUUCUAAAAUAAAGUGUGAAUAUUUUUAUUACUCCUUUGUACAGUAUUCUAAGAGAGACUAAUAAAAGUGAAGUAUUCAGGUAAAAA
Cyanistes caeruleus (blue tit) is the source of this 6223-nucleotide messenger RNA. The record is from RefSeq and is a predicted model, not a curated record. Lineage: Eukaryota; Metazoa; Chordata; Aves; Passeriformes; Paridae.